AACUAUAGAUAGUGCUGAGUCCAACAGCAGCACUUUUUAGUAAGUUAAAAGUAAUUUUUAUUCCAUAAAGUUUAAAUGGAUUAUUUCUGGAAUCAUAUUAGAUGAUUCUAAUAUUAUCAUCCAACUCUUGAAUUAUGGAUUUGAUGACUUCUUCUACCUGAUUUUCAUUUUGUAAGAGUUAUUUGAAUUUUUUAUGAAUGUAAUUUUAGGGUUCUUUGUUUUGUUCAAAGUACACAUCUUUCAUUCGUAAUAGAUCUUAGUAAAUUGAUUUAACAUCUUAGAGAGCAAUUUCGCAUUUAUCUAGAUAAGUAUUCAAUUUAGCACCUUAAUACAGAUAAUAGGCAGUAAAGCAAACUAUCAUUAUUGCUAAUUCACCUAGUAAGACUAAUUGAA
Molecule: messenger RNA, 393 nt
Organism: Paramecium sonneborni
Lineage: Eukaryota; Ciliophora; Oligohymenophorea; Peniculida; Parameciidae
Source: the annotation of a GenBank genome assembly